AUGAUUUCAGCUUUUUCGUCCUCAGCUUUCCUUGUUAUGUUGUACUGUUCCACUAUCCUGAACGGUGUGUUUAUGUGUCCAAACUCAUUCGAUACGCAACUAGACUGGGUGUGGGAAAAGGCUGGAGUCCCUAGACAGGACUUUAAAUCAGAUAUUGAUAGUAAAACAACUCCUGCAAUGAGAAGAUGGUUUGCAGGAUUUUUAAAAGAAAAGGUUGCAAGAGACUUGAUUAAGACUGAGGUGCAAAUAUUAGAACUUAUGCAUAAAAGCGAGGCGGAAUGUCAGAGAGGAAACAAUUCGUUUGAUGUUGUAAAGGACUUUCCAUCACCUGAAAAUCGUAUCAAACUUUCAAAGAAUGAAAUCACUGUCCUUAAAGAUCUACUGCGUCGACUCGACAUCAUAAAGGAAACAUUGAUAAAGUCAAUGCAGGCAGUGAAGACACCAAGAUGUUUAGAGAAGUGUCAGGCAGUGAGCAGUCUUAUGAACAUAGGGAACCGUGUCUUUGAUUUUACCAAAGAAUUUCAUCUUUGUUCUUGGAUGACACAACACGAAAACUUAGAAAAAGUACAAGAAAUGUCCUCCGUACAAGACAUAUCAUCCUCCGCCAUGUUAGAUAUUCUACUGGUUUUGUCAGACAAUGCUGCUGUAACUGAGUACCUAAUGAUGGAGUAUAUGAAAGACAUACGAGAUUUUGAACAGAACAAGGCGGAAAAGAAUAUGAAAUUGAAGACUGAAUAA
Saccostrea echinata is the source of this 738-nucleotide messenger RNA. RefSeq lists its product as uncharacterized. The transcript has 8 exons. Lineage: Eukaryota; Metazoa; Mollusca; Bivalvia; Ostreida; Ostreidae. The coding region runs from base 1 to 738 and encodes 245 amino acids. The record is from RefSeq and is a predicted model, not a curated record.